Truncatella angustata is the source of this 4554-nucleotide messenger RNA. RefSeq lists its product as uncharacterized. Gene Ontology annotation, cellular component: nucleus. Lineage: Eukaryota; Fungi; Ascomycota; Sordariomycetes; Amphisphaeriales; Sporocadaceae. Bases 1 to 4554 code for a protein of 1517 amino acids. Gene Ontology annotation, molecular function: metalloaminopeptidase activity; sequence-specific DNA binding; manganese ion binding. Gene Ontology annotation, biological process: DNA-templated transcription; positive regulation of transcription by RNA polymerase II. The record is from RefSeq and is a predicted model, not a curated record. The transcript has 9 exons.
AUGGCGCCUCCCAAAGGCAAGGACAAGGCCACCGAAUCUCCCAACUUGGACCUGUCCGAUGCAGAGUCUAGCGGCCACUCUGAAGAUGAAAGCACCACCCAGGACAAGGGCAAGGCAGGCGACACCCCAAAUGUUCCACUCCAGAAGCGCCGGAGGGUUACGAGAGCUUGUGAUGAGUGUCGGAGGAAGAAGAUCAAGUGCGACGGGAAACAACCCUGCACCCAUUGCCAAGUCUACAGCUACGAGUGCACUUACGACAAGCCCUCUAACCGACGCAGAAACCCUGCGCCACAGUAUAUCGAGGCCCUGGAGAACCGGCUGCAGCGCGCUGAAGGACUUCUGAAGAAGUUCAUGCCCGACGUUGAUCUGGCCGACCCGAACCUCGACCCUGCUGUUGAGCAGGAGUUCCGCCUACGGGAACAGGCACGUACCAAGGCCCUCAAAAAGGAAGACAGCUCCUCUCCGUCGCCCAUGAAAUCUGAUGAGCGUCUCAUGUCCAUGAUCUCGGGUGUCGGCCAACUCGAAUUUGACGACAAUGGUGACUAUGACUUUCACGGUCCCUCUUCUGGCAAUGUCUUCUUCAAGAAGAUGAAGAACCACUUCAAGGGCUUGCUAGGUCGUGACUACCACGUACCAGUGCUACCUCGUCCGCCGAAACCCUCCAGCAUCGUGGGUCUCGACUCUCCCCGCUUAUCAGCCAUAAGUUCGCCUGGCAGCAGCAGGAAGGGCUCUACCGCCGACGUCUGUGAUCUACCCCCAAAGGUCAUAGCCCGUCGCCUGUGUUCACAUUCUCUCAAGUAUGCAACAUGUCUACUUCGAAUUGUCCACGUUCCCUCCUUUUACACAAUGGUCGAUAGAAUAUACGACAAGCCGCCGGGAAAGUAUGGCAGUUAUGGAACCGACGAGGACAGGGACCUGGCCCUGCUCUAUUCCGUCUUAGCAUUAGGAUGCAUGUACAAUGUUGCAGACGACGAAAAAUCAAAAAAGCCUCCUUAUGAAAUCGCCACGGAGCAAGGUUUAAAGUACUACACCUCUGCGAGGUUUUUACUUCAAGACGUUACAGACUGCCGAGAUCUCAUAUCACUCCAGGCUCUCUUAUUCAUGAUUCUGUUCAUACAAUCAAUAUCGAGCCUUGGCACAUGUUACGGCUUCGUCGGCAUAGCGCUACGAUCUGCCUUGAGGAUGGGCCUUCAUCGAAACCUGCCGCACAAUCAAGGUACUGCUAUCGAUGCCGAGUCAAGGCGGCGGGUCUUCUCUGUUUGCCGCCAGCUAGACAUUUAUGUGUCCGCGCUUCUCGGAUUUCCCAUGCUGCUCAACGACGACGAUAUUGACCAGCCACUACCAACCCCAAUUGAUGACGAAUUCAUCACCAAGAAUGGGAUGGUGCCAGUCCCUCCAGGCACAACUUCUUUCAUUGAGGCCUUCAACGCCCACGCUCGCCUAAUGGACAUCCUGAGCAAGAUCAUCAAACAUAUUUAUCCUGUCAAGGGAAUGGAGCAGACUGUUGCGGAAGGGGGUCAAAUGAGUCCGUCGUACAUGAUAAGUUAUGGCAAGGUACAGGAGCUCGAGACCGCGCUUCAACAGUGGAACGAGGAGCUGCCUGCUGCUUGGCGACCGGAUUCUGAAGGGCCCGAGGAAGUCGUUCGUGUCCGUAACCUACUCAGGUUCGCAUACGCUCAUGUGCAGAUGGUACUGUACAGGCCAUUCCUUCACGCAGUCUCGGCCAAGAUGACUUCAGGAAAGCCGCCGGAUGAGCGUUCAUACGCCUGUGGUGCAGCUGGCAUCAAUGUUGCCCGGAACAUCAUACAUAUUGGCAUUGAAAUGCGAAAACAGGUAUCAUUGGUUGGACCGUACUGGUUUACUCUGUUCACCGAGUUCUUUGCCAUCAUUACGUUGGUUUUCUACGUUCUGGAAAACGACGAUAAGCCUGGCACAACCGAUAUUAUGGCGGAUGCUACGGCCGGUAGAGACAUGAUCGGUAAGCUUGCGAGACGAAGCAUGGCUGCUGACCGUAUCUCCAAAGCUUUGGAUGUUAUGUUUGACCAACUCCCCGACAAGAUGAAGGGAGUUGCCGCUGGUGCAGCGCCUUCCAAGAAGCGUUCUGCAACUGAUUCCAAGGAGUCACUUCACGCAGUCGUCUCCCCGUCGCCCAUGCAUAUUACGGGCGAUGCAAUGGACGGCAUGCGGAAUCAUUCAGCACAUGGAGCUAGAGGUUCCCUAGGACCUAUGGCACCCAACGUCUCUUUUGACCUCGACACCAACUUUGGCAUGGACGACUUCUCUUCAAACGUCCCGGGUAUGUCUCCGCUGGACCUGGCCUCAACACCAGUGGAGUCCAUGUCUUCCGGCCAAAUGGAACAAGGGCAACGUCUGCCCGAUGGCAUGACCCAUGGGGUAAACCCAAUCAACCAACUCGAUGCGGUCAUGUUUCCUUCGGCAGACCCGUUGGCCUAUCCCAAUCAACCAGGAUUCGCAAUGAGGGGUGGACCUCAGCAUUAUGAUCCAUCCCAGUUCUACGCGCCUAAUCUGUUCGAUGGCAUUGAAGGUCAGUUGAUGGGUCCGCUCCCUCCAUACCUGAUGCAGACACCUCAAGGACAGCCCGGGUUUUCGUUCCCAGCUCAAAUGUAUCCAGAUCCAAUGCUCGCGAUACAGAUGCAGCGGGCACCCCAGCACCAGCCUCACCCGCACCACCAGAUGCCGCAACAGGCUCAGCGGCGACGCAUGUUCAGUCAGUUCGGCAGCCAGCAACCGUGGUCUGGCAUGUUUCCUCAUACGACGGCCGGUUUGGAAGCAGUUUAUGGAAUCGCGGAAAGUUUUGUUGGACAAGGAAGUACUUUAUUUUGUGAGUGGAAGCAAGAAAAGAACGUCGUUACUCCAGGUGCGCAACAGAGCUCGACACACAGGCGAGCAGCAGGCUUAACCUUCGUCUCGGUAGCUGCGACUUCUGUAGCGUUCACUACGAAACCCCCUUGGCAAUUCAUCGACAUCUGUCUUGAUAUGGAGGCACAUGAUGUUUUAGACCACGACCUGGUGAUUGUGGAAGAGUUCGAUGCUUUGGCCAUUGAGGUGAAGCCCGCACCGUCUCAGAAGUUUCCUGCGAAACAACAUGCAAGGAAGGUGGCGAAGGAGCUUGGCGUUGACCACGGCAUUAUCUACCUGCCAGGUCAAUCCGAAAAGGGAUGGGAGGACUCGGACAUGGACGUUCCCUUUCGGCAACGCCGAUACUUUUAUUACCUGAGUGGUGCAAAUUUCCCGCGCUGCGCAGUCACGUAUGACAUCGAAGCAGACAACCUUAUUCUCUGGGUACCAUACACACCUCCUCAACAGGCCUUAUGGUAUGGUACAACGCCCACGCCGGCGGAGUGCUUGAAGCAAUCGGACCUGGACGAUGUCAAGUAUACUGCCGAGCUUCCAAAGUAUCUUGUCCCAACCCUAGCACUCGUCGAGACUCUAUACGUACUCAGAGAAUCCCAGCUGCCCAGAUUCAAAUCCUUUGACACCCUCAAGCCGCAUGUCACGGUUGACACAACGUCCCUGCUCCCUGCCAUAAGCGAGGCUCGGGUGAUUAAGACUGCCUUUGAGAUCUCCAUGAUCCGAAAAGCCAACGACAUUAGUUCUGCAGCCCACAAAGCUGUCUGCCAGAAGAUCCGCUACCUGAAGAACGAGUGUGAGGUCGAAGCCAUCUUCCAAGCCGUCAGCCUUUCCCGCAAUGCGCACUCUCAAUCGUACGCUAUCAUUGCCGGCUCGGGCUCCAAUGGCGCCUCGCUCCACUACGGUGCCAACAAUGAACCCCUUGCCGGCCGCCAGCUGCUUGUCCUGGAUGCCGGCGCCGAGUGGAACGUUUAUUCAUCCGACAUCACCCGCACGCUACCAAUCUCGGGGAAGUUUACACCUGAAGCCCGGGCUAUCUACGACUUGGUGGCGGAGAUGCAGUCACAAUGCGAAGACCGCAUCCGCCCUGGCACGGUGUACUUUAGUCUGCAUUUGCACGCACACUUGGUCGCGGUAAAGGGUCUGCUCGAGCUGGGUAUUCUCCACAACGGCACUGCGAGCGAGAUUUUCAAGAACGGUACCAGUGCGGCGUUCUUCCCUCACGGGCUAGGCCAUCACGUUGGACUUGAGGUUCACGAUGUUGCUGGCUACGAGCGGCUCUUGGUUGAACAGGAUGGAUUUAUGACACUUGGUGGGAAGAUGAAGCUGUUUGUGCCCCAUAUGCUGAAGGAGAUGAUCAACACGGCCGUGUCCAAGGGAGAUGCAGGAGAUGCCGCAGCAACUACAGGGCCGCCGUACAAAGGCCGAAGAGAAUUGGCACCGGGCAUGGUGGUCACCGUUGAGCCUGGCCUCUACUUUAACAGGCAAUACAUUGAGGCGUAUUUCCUGAGACAACCGGAGCAUGCCAAGUAUAUCAACCAAGAAGUUCUGGAGAGGUAUUGGGAUGUAGGUGGUGUCCGGAUUGAGGAUUGUCUAUUGGUGACAGAAGAUGGCGCUGAGAACCUGAGCUGGGCACCCAAAGGCGAGGAGAUGCUGAACAUCAUCAACGGGAAAUCAAUGUAG